AUGUUCGUCCUGUCCUUCUUCCUCUUCGCCCUGACCCUCGCCCCGGCGCUCGCCUCCCCGCUCGCCGCGCCCGACAUCGCGGACAUCGGGGACAUCGACGGCGGGCUGCAGGUGCGCGCGCUGUCCGCAUCAACCACGCCCGCGGCCGCGCGGCCCGCGAUGUGCGACGUCCCGUGCCAGCUCCCCGCCGCGAGCACGUGCGACAUGAGCCGGCCGUCCGCGGGCACGUGCUGCGUGGGGAACGUCGUGCAGGCGCGCACGCGCUGCCUCAACUGCGAGGUGUUCACGAACGUCACGAGCGCCCGGCGCGCGCAGGACGACUUCCGCAAGUUCCAGGACUUCUGCCGCUCGCACCUGUUCACGGUGCAGAACGCGGUCAUCGACGGCACCUUCCGCGACGCGAACGGCACAUUCCGCGGCCCCGCCCCCAAGGCAAACGGCGCACAGCCAGCAGCCGGGCUUGGCAGCGCGUGGCUCGCCGCGCUGGCGACGGCGCUGCUCGCUGGUGUGGCGGCGCUGUAGAAGCUGAACUGGAAAUUGAAUGUACCUUUUAUUAUGACAUUGCGUACCGGCUUCCCUUCAGAAGGCACGGUGGAUCGCUCGGCUUUUCAGAGCCCACGGUCGCCGAACCUCCGACGCGCUGCUCCCGAUCAAAGAUGGUCUGUCCGGAAGAUCAGGGCGGCAGACGACGCCCGAACUGUCAGGCGGGUGGUCAUGGCCAAGCCUUUCGCGCCGCUGGUUGUUUAUAA
This is a messenger RNA of Mycena indigotica, 749 nucleotides long. RefSeq lists its product as uncharacterized. NCBI's taxonomy places the organism in Eukaryota, Fungi, Basidiomycota, Agaricomycetes, Agaricales, Mycenaceae. The transcript has 4 exons. The record is from RefSeq and is a predicted model, not a curated record. Bases 1 to 522 code for a protein of 173 amino acids.